AUGGUUAACCGGGAGUUUGCAACGACGUAUCAAGGUCGUUUCCUUGAGGAAUGGACGGCUGUGAGCGAGACGGCCAAACCCGUCAUUGCGGCAGUCAACGGGUAUGCUCUUGGCGGUGGAUGUGAGUUGGCCAUGAUGUGUGACAUAAUCUACGCCGGCGAUAAAGCACAGUUUGGACAGCCGGAGGUUAACAUUGGCACAAUUCCAGGAGCUGGUGGAACCCAGCGAUGGGCUCGUGUUGCGGGAAAAUCCAUGGCAAUGGAGGUUUGCUUGACAGGUAACCGAGUAAGCGCUCAAGAGGCGAAGGAAUGCGGAAUAGUUUCAAAGGUGUAUCCAGCUGAACAAGUGGUGGAUGAAGCAGUAAAGCUUGGUGAGAAGAUUGCAGAACAAUCACCUCUCAUCGUACAAAUGGCCAAGGAAGCUGUCAACGCCGCCUAUGAAACAACAUUGAAUGAAGGCCUUCGAAUCGAGCGGCGGCUAUUCCACACCACCUUCGCAACUAAAGACCGUAAAGAAGGCAUGAGUGCAUUCGCUGAGAAACGAUCACCAAAAUGGACCUCAUCUUAA
Molecule: messenger RNA, 567 nt
Organism: Ostertagia ostertagi
Lineage: Eukaryota; Metazoa; Nematoda; Chromadorea; Rhabditida; Trichostrongylidae
Source: the annotation of a GenBank genome assembly